Caenorhabditis elegans is the source of this 1734-nucleotide messenger RNA. It is a transcript of the gene F11D5.7, whose product is annotated as Major facilitator superfamily (MFS) profile domain-containing protein. Gene Ontology annotation, molecular function: transmembrane transporter activity. The transcript is spliced from 15 exons. The coding region runs from base 64 to 1629 and encodes 521 amino acids. The record is from RefSeq and is marked reviewed. Gene Ontology annotation, cellular component: membrane. NCBI's taxonomy places the organism in Eukaryota, Metazoa, Nematoda, Chromadorea, Rhabditida, Rhabditidae. Gene Ontology annotation, biological process: hexose transmembrane transport; transmembrane transport.
AGUUCAAUCAACUCCGCAACGUUGUGUGGAGUGAUCAUUUUGUUUCCAUGAAAAUCGGCAAAAAUGAAGUUCUAUGUUCCUAGCAAUAUAUUAUUAAUGAUUGUCUUAUUCCUUCUUUUUGAUGUUAUCACGCAAAUACAAUUAAUAACAUUUUCUGUCCUAUCCGAGAUUAUAACAGAGAUGAAUAACCACACUUUAAGUACUCACUUUGGAAUUGUACCCACUGAGACCAAAUUGUCAUUUGUAAAUUCGAUAAUUACAACAAGUAACCAAGUUGGAAAUGCUCUUUCAAUACUGUUACUGCUCCCGGUUGUUGAUUACAAAGGCAGAAAGUUUGUGGCGGUUUAUCUGAGAUUUGCACUGAUUUUUUCCACUGGUAUUUGUCAUUUGCUAGCUGCACUGUUUCAAGCGUCUGAAGUAUUCAUUUUGGGCCAGUUUCUGCUUGGGGUACAAACUUCACUUCGUUUUUUUGCUACACAAAUGUUCAUUGUAGAGAGUUCUCCGGAUAACUGUCGAGGUUUUGCAAGCGCUUCACUUGCCUUUGCAUUCGUCAUUUCAAAAUUAGUCAUGUUUUCUUCGUCUUCGCCAAGUCUAUUGGGAACAUCGGAUUUGUGGUUUAUUUAUCCAGUAUUCGAAAUGAUAACCGCAACGAUAAUUUUCUGUUUGAUGCUGCAUUUACCCGAAUCUCCAAAAUGGCUCAUUCAACAAGAUAAACUGGAUGAAGCAAAAAUGUCUAUUAAAUUUUAUCACGGAAAAAAGUGCACUAUUGAUGAAAUAGUAACUUCAUUUAUUAAAGAAAGAAACUUGACUAAUAAAAAUAAAAUAUCUUUAAAAGAAGUUUGGGAUAACGAAACUCUUAGAGAAGGUUUGAAAAUUGUAUUUGCGGUGUUACUGUUUCUUGAAUUCGACACGUCAUACGUAACUUCAGUUUACACAAUUGAUUUUCAUAAAUCGGCAGGAUUCACGGUUCAACAAGCACUAAAUAUUAAUUUAAUCAUCACAACUGUCCUAUUCCCCACGAAAUUCAUUGGUACAUUUUUAUUAGAUGCACUUGGAAGAAGACCAGUUUUAGCUAUUGCUGGUAUCAUACAGUUUUCCCGAUCUUGCCUUAUAUUAUCUGUUGAAAUUAUAAUUUACGCCUUUGGAUCAAGUUGGUUGACAAGAAUUAUGUUCGUUGUUGUUGAAUCAUUAUCACCAAUUGCUUCAGCAACAGGUGUAAACUCUAUCAGAUUGUUGCUCACAAUGGAAUUGUUUCCUUCGUCGGCGAGGACAGUUGUAGGACAAGCAAAAUUAUUUGGAUCAAUGCUAAUUGGUACCCCUAUUGUUUCUUUAUUUCCAAUUAUCAACUCAUUGUUUCCUCCCAUCUUUUUCGUACCAUUUGUGAUAACACAGCUGUUACUUGGAAUCUAUCUUUUUAGACACAUGCCGGAAACACGUGGUCGGGCAGUAUAUGACAUUAUUGAGUCACUGGACAGAAACGUUGCUUCUAGGGCUGCGUCAAUAAAUGAAGAAAAAACUCCUCUUAUCAAAAAUCGGGCUAGAACCUUCGGUGCAAAACGAAAUAGCAUUUUAAACACACCUCGUUCUCGGGCUUUGACAUUCGACCACAAGUUCGACUCAGAAAUUUGAAUGCUCUUUUGUUUGAUAAGGAGUGGAAGUGGUUUUUGAUUUGUUGUACUUUUUGUAUAGGAUUACCCUAUAUUAAAUUUUUGUUCUGAUAAAACUUUUGAUAUG